This is a messenger RNA of Haliotis rubra (blacklip abalone), 513 nucleotides long. RefSeq names its product octapeptide-repeat protein T2-like. The coding region runs from base 1 to 513 and encodes 170 amino acids. The record is from RefSeq and is a predicted model, not a curated record. The transcript has a single exon. Lineage: Eukaryota; Metazoa; Mollusca; Gastropoda; Lepetellida; Haliotidae.
AUGCCUAGAGAGAGGCGGGGUGCCCAGAGAGAGGCGGGGUGUCCAGAGAGGCGAGAUGCCCAGAGAGAGGCGAGAUGCCGAGAGAGAGCGGAGAUGCCCAGAGAGAGAUGCGAGAUGCCUAGAGAGAGAGGCGAGAUGCCCAGAGAGAGGCGAGGCCCAGAGAUGCCCAGAGAGAGGCGGUGUCCAGAGAGAGGCGAGAUGCCAGAGAGAGGCAGGAGAUGCCCAGAGAGAGGCGAGAUGCCUAGAGAGAGAGCGGAUGUCCAGAGAGAGGCGAGAUGCCUAGAGAGAGGCGAGAUGUGUCCAGAGAGAGGCGAGAUGCCUAGAGAGAGGCAGGUUGCCGAGAGAGCGGCAGGAUGCCGAGAGAGAGGCGAGAUGCCCAGAGAGAGGCGGGUUGCCGAGAGAGAGGCGAGAUGCCAAGAGGGAGGCGGGGUGUCCAGAGAGAGGCGAGAGGCCCAGAGAAAGGCGGGUUGCCGAGAGAGAGGCGAGAUGCCUAAAGAGAGACGGGAUGCCUAG